AUGGAGGAAAACGGCACAGAAACAGAGAAGCUACUGAAGAGGGUCCAGGAGUUGGAAGAUACUGUGCAAAGUCUGCAAGAAAAACUUCUAGAGAGGAAGGUGACCACAGGUACAGAAAAGGCCCCUCCGACAGCUGGAAAGACUAAGAAGCGCCUGCAGCGGCCAUUUGAUUUUAGUGCUUAUAGCCGGAGACAUGUAGCGCUGAAGAUAGCCUACCUGGGCUGGGAAUAUCAGGGCUUUGCCAGCCAAGAGAACACCACCAAUACUAUUGAAGAGAAGCUGUUUGAGUCUCUAAGCAAAACCCGGCUAGUGGAGAGCAGGCAGACUUCUAAUUAUCAUCGCUGUGGGCGCACAGACAAAGGAGUUAGUGCCUUUGGACAGGUGAUCUCCCUGGAUCUCCGCUCAAACCUUUCAGAGAAGACAGUAGCUGAACCAGGGAUUACUACAAAAGACAAAGCUAGCGAUACAUCUGAGGAGAUCCAUUACACCCAUAUUUUAAAUCGGGUGCUCCCUCCUGACAUACGAGUACUGGCCUGGGCCCCAGUAGAUCCCAACUUCAGCGCUAGAUUCAACUGCCUGAAGAGGACUUAUCGCUAUUUUUUCCCUUGUGGUGACUUGGAUGUAGCUGUCAUGAAUACUGCAGCGCAGAGAUUUGUGGGUACCCAUGAUUUUCGUAAUCUAUGCAAAAUGGAUGUAGCUAACGGUGUGACCAACUUUCAAAGGACAAUCCUUAAUGCAGAGGUGCAGCCUGUGGAUAGAGAGAUACCCAUGCAACAAAACCCUUUCCAAAUGUACCAGUUUGAAGUGACAGGCCAGGCGUUCCUCUAUCAUCAAGUCCGUUGCAUGAUGGCUAUCCUCUUCCUGAUUGGACAAAGGAUGGAGAAGCCAGAAAUCAUUGAUGAGUUGCUGGAUAUAGAGAACAACCCUAGAAAACCACAAUACAGUAUGGCAGUGGAAUUUCCUCUGGUCCUCUAUGACUGCAAGUUUGAAAACAUUCACUGGAUCUAUGACCGUGAAGUCCAGGAGUUUAACGUUACUCAUUUACAGCGGCUUUGGACUAACCAUGCUGUCAAAUCGCAUAUGCUGUACAGCAUGUUACAGGGGCUGGAUUUUGCUGAAAUAUCGACAGAGAAAGAUGUCAGCAAUGACUGUACAAUUCUUUGGAAGGAGAUAAAGCCUCCAGUCCACAACCAAAUCAGUGCAUUGAUCGAGGGAGUGAAAGCUCGCAACUACAAACCGUUAAUGGAUCGCCCCAAAUGUGAAGGUUUGGAGUCUCGCAUCAGUCACUUUGUGCGUCGAGGACGCAUUGAACUUCCACUGUGUAAAACAAAGCACACUGAAACAAAAGCAAAUGAACAGGUGAAAAUUAAGAGCGGGUUCCAUGAUACUGCUGAGAAAGACCACAAUGAUUUAGAAAAAGCUGCAAAGAGGAUUUGUGUAAGUGCAGACUGA
Molecule: messenger RNA, 1452 nt
Organism: Euleptes europaea (tarantolino)
Lineage: Eukaryota; Metazoa; Chordata; Lepidosauria; Squamata; Sphaerodactylidae
Gene: PUS3
Product: pseudouridine synthase 3
Exons: 4
Coding region: 1-1452 (483 amino acids)
Biological process (GO): mRNA pseudouridine synthesis; tRNA pseudouridine synthesis
Cellular component (GO): cytoplasm; nucleus
Molecular function (GO): RNA binding; pseudouridine synthase activity
Source: RefSeq, a predicted model, not a curated record